Messenger RNA from Cuscuta epithymum, 1374 nucleotides. The record is from the annotation of a GenBank genome assembly. Lineage: Eukaryota; Viridiplantae; Streptophyta; Magnoliopsida; Solanales; Convolvulaceae.
CAUGUAUAUAACCACACAAUUGACAUCUCGAGCCUAAAGCUGCCCAACAUUUCUAUCCACACAAGAGACACAACUAUAUUCACCUACAUAUCUCUAAGCCAUAUCUAAAAUCCCGGUAAAUUUGAGAACAUGUCAGCAACGGUUGUUGCCGCCGGCACCUCUUCCGCCGCAUUCUCCAGAGGCACAUCAGUCAGCAAACCCGCUUCCUACAUUCCUCACUGCCAGAAAACUAGUUUCCAAGGGCUAUCAUUUCAUGAUUACAAAAGGGAUAUCUCGAAUUUGGUCUUGGUUGGUACUGGUAGUUUGAGCUUAUCAAGAAGAAAAAAAGUAAGAGGCCUUGAGAUUAAUGCAAGAACUGCUGCCAAGAACAUUGAGGCUGAAGUUGAUAAGCCUUUGGGGCUCACUCUUGGUCAAAAAUCUGGUGGUGGAGUUGUCAUCACUGCGGUAGAAAAUGGUGGAAAUGCUGCCAAAGCAGGGCUUAAAGCUGGGGACCAGGUGCUCUACACCAGCAGCUUUUUCGGGGAUGAACUUUGGCCCGCGGACAAGCUCGGAUUUACAAAGACAGCAAUCCAGGCUAAUCCCAAUUCUGUAUACUUCGUCGUUAGCAGGGGAGCUGAAGUAGAUGUUAAGAGAUUGAAUAAGCGACCGGCCCCUCCUCGCUUUGGAAGGAAGUUAACUGAAGCUCAAAAAGGCUCGAGCAACACAUAUAUGCCUUGAUUGUGGAUACAUCUACACAAUGCAAAAGCCUUUCGAAGAGCAGCCGGAGGGCUACACAUGUCCUCAGUGCAGAGCGCCUAAGAAGAGGUUUGUAAGAUAUGAUGUGAACACCGGAAAACCCAUCGGUGGGGGGCUGCCUCCCAUCGGAGUCAUCAUUGGGCUUUUAGCUGGGAUUGGUGGAAUCGGAGCUUUACUAGUGUAUGGACUUCAAUGAAAGCUAAAAAAAAAUUGAGAACAAACCUAGGAAGCACGGAAACUCUCCAUGGCUCACGUUUCCACGUUUCGGAAACUCGGAAGCGUUUCGGAAACCCAGAAACUUCAAAUUCCCGUUUCGGGGCCGUUUCCGUAAUUAAGAAAAAUUUGGAAACCCGUUUUAAUUUACUACGUUUCGGAAACCUCAGAUUCCAUUUUUUUUUUCUUUUUCAAAAGAUUCUGUGGUGGAAAAUAAUUUUUUAUAGUGAAUUUUUGUGGUAUUUCUCAGUGGCAACACUUGUUACAUUUCGUAACGCAAUGUAGUGUUAGAAAUGUAUUACUCCGUACAUUUUAUGUUUAAUUAUGUACUAAUAUGAAAUCAUAUCUAAAUUCGAACAUGUAGAGUGAUUUUAUUAUUUGGUUACUAAACAAAUUAUAUUAAAAAAACAUGUGCAUAUGGAAAAA